This is a messenger RNA of Fonsecaea erecta, 663 nucleotides long. RefSeq lists its product as hypothetical. The transcript has 2 exons. NCBI's taxonomy places the organism in Eukaryota, Fungi, Ascomycota, Eurotiomycetes, Chaetothyriales, Herpotrichiellaceae. The record is from RefSeq and is a predicted model, not a curated record. Bases 1 to 663 code for a protein of 220 amino acids.
AUGGCUGCCCCGAGCCUUUCAGUUCACUCCCGCAUUCGCGCGGCCAAUUUGCCCACUCCCGCCUCGCCGUCCCAAGUGGCCGCCUUCCUGUCUGUAAUCUUGGAUUACACGGUACACCUGAGGACAGUCACGCCCCCACAGACCCGGGCCGGACUCAUAGAAGAGUACAGAGCGGCCCAACGCUUCGUGGAGCUGAUCGUGGACGAGCGUGUCCUACCGCUCGCACAGCAGAUCGCUCCCGAAUUCCGCUGGCCCAUUGAGCCAGAAGGCAAACCCUGGCUUCUCGAGGAGGUCCUCAUCAAAGUUCGUGGACGAGUCACUGAGCCUGAAAUGCUGCUUCCUGUGGACAACUUCUGGCAGUGGCAGCGAGAGAAAUUUUGGAAUCGCAUUCUGCUCAAUCUUGAGUAUCUGACGUUCGCCUGGAACAAGGAGUCCGAAGACGACCAGAAGAGGUUGCGGGAAGCGAGGGACGGGUUUGAGCGUAUGAUGGAGGUGGUCGACCAAGUGUACCGGGUGGACAGUUCGGAGCACUAUGCAACGAAGAUCCCACGAUCCGAUGACGAAGACGAGGACGAGGACGAGGAUGAGGAGGUAGUGCUAUUCGACCAAGGGGCUGGACUCGGUCAUCCGCCUGUGGGCGAAGACGAGGUUGCAGAGGAGUGA